Molecule: messenger RNA, 1116 nt
Organism: Salvelinus namaycush (lake trout)
Lineage: Eukaryota; Metazoa; Chordata; Actinopteri; Salmoniformes; Salmonidae
Product: zinc finger protein Gfi-1b-like
Exons: 5
Coding region: 1-1116 (371 amino acids)
Biological process (GO): regulation of transcription by RNA polymerase II
Cellular component (GO): nucleus
Molecular function (GO): RNA polymerase II cis-regulatory region sequence-specific DNA binding; DNA-binding transcription activator activity, RNA polymerase II-specific
Source: RefSeq, a predicted model, not a curated record
AUGCCUCGCUCAUUCCUGGUCAAGAGUAAGAGACCAGGAUCUCAUCCCCCUUGCUUCUCUAAAGGCACCAGACACACAAACCCUGACCAGCCACAACCUCAUACAAAUCAUCACGACAGGCAGAACAGGGCAUGGCAGGAAGUAAGGUCUCCACAUCGGAGCCCCUUCCAGGAGGACCAGGGCAACUUGUGCUCAGGGUCAGAGGUCAAGGACACCCUGGAUUACCCCUGCCCUAGCUGGGACGCCAUGGCAACCAGACCACACAGCACCUCGCCAGCUGACCUCUGGACCAGCUGGUCUGCAGAAACCGGAGGGUACGAUGGUGUGGAGCCAUCCGAGUCUGCCCUGCCCUGGUCCCUACACUGGCCCCGGGGCCCUGACAGAGAGAGGGAGCUGGAGAAACUGGUCCAUGUCUUACUGAGCCACAGGCCACAUAUGGACCUCAACUCCACCAGCCCAUGCCCCCUCUGUGAAAAGGUCUUGUCCUCAGGAGCUGUACUGAAGACUCAUUUACUCAGGUCACGUGCAUACGUGCAUGCAGUUCCAUUGGCCACAUCAGCCAAAGCCCCAGAGCACCCCUACGAGUUCAAACAAGCUCUGGGCAUGUACGGAAGACCAAAGGAGCGUAGCUAUAGCUGUAAGGAGUGUGGGAAGGUAUUCAAGCGCUCCUCCACCCUGUCCACCCACCUGCUCAUCCACUCUGACACCAGGCCCUACCCCUGCCAGUACUGUGGCAAGAGGUUCCACCAGAAGUCAGACAUGAAGAAACACACCUUCAUACACACAGGUAUAUGUAUAUACUGUAUCUUAUACCAUCUAUUGCAUCUUGCCUAUGCUGCUCGGCCAUCGCUCAUCCAUAUAUUUAUAUGUACAUAUUCUAAUUCCAUCCCUUUAGAUUUGUGUGUAUUAGGUAGUUGUUGGGGAAUUGUUAGAUUACUUGUUGUGUGUGGCAAGGCCUUCAGCCAGAGCUCCAACCUCAUCACCCACAGCCGUAAACACAGCAGCUACUGGCCCUUCAGCUGCACGCACUGCCAAAGCAGCUUCCAGCGCAGACUGGACCUACAGCGCCACCAGGAGACACAAUGUUUUCAUAGCAGCGUGUACACACAGAGCUGA